Molecule: messenger RNA, 632 nt
Organism: Fusarium oxysporum Fo47
Lineage: Eukaryota; Fungi; Ascomycota; Sordariomycetes; Hypocreales; Nectriaceae
Exons: 1
Coding region: 66-494 (142 amino acids)
Source: RefSeq, a predicted model, not a curated record
GUUAACUACGAAAAGCCAUAUACUCUACCAUACUUUACCAACCAACCUCAAUCAACUGCGCCGCCAUGUUUAGCUCCAUUACCGCUAUAACAAUCUUCAUUUUUGGCCUCAGCGCCUUCAGCCACGGUGUCAGCAAUCUCAUCUCCCCACGCAAGGCUCUCACUGCAAAGCAACUACCGGAGUCAGCCCUCCCCGCACUCAAUGGCUUCUCGGUCGCUAUCAUCGGAAUUGGCAUUUACUACAUGCUAGCUGCCUACCAGGAGAACCGCGGCUUCUUUGCGCUCACACUGACGCGGUUCAUUACAGCAAGAAUCUUUUGGCUACAAGGUCCUCCUUGGAGGGUGAUUGCUAAGUGGGAGGCAUUUUCGGCUGUGCUCACAGCUGCUGCGCUUUUUUACGAGAGCUAUUGGGGGAGGUUUGGAGGAUGGGGUUAUGGAGAACCUAUGAUGUAUGAAGAUUCUGCAUAUGGAUAUGGAGAACAUGUGCUUGUGUAAUUUGGUUGUGCUUUUUAGUAGCAAGGCAUCUAACAAUUGAGUCAACUUUGGCUGCCUGAUGGAUUGUCCCAGGAGAAGAAAAGUUUAGUCCUAGUCCUACACACACACAUGAUUUAUAUACAGCGCAUAUUAUUCCUG